This is a messenger RNA of Anolis carolinensis (green anole), 4604 nucleotides long. It is a transcript of the gene bcl2l12, whose product is annotated as BCL2 like 12. The coding region runs from base 1128 to 2219 and encodes 363 amino acids. Gene Ontology annotation, biological process: regulation of extrinsic apoptotic signaling pathway. The transcript has 6 exons. The record is from RefSeq and is a predicted model, not a curated record. Lineage: Eukaryota; Metazoa; Chordata; Lepidosauria; Squamata; Anolidae.
AAAAACUCUUGUCUACUUGAGACAAGUGUGAAUGUUGCAGUUGGCCACCUUGAUUAGCAUUGAAUGGAUUUGCAGAUUCAGAGCCUGGCUGCUUCCUGUUGGGGAGAUCCUUUGUUGGGAGGUGUUAGCUGGCCCUGAUUGAUCCUUGUCAGGAAUCCCCUGUCUUCUGAGUGUUAUUCUUUAUUUACUGUCCUGAUUUUAGAGUUUUUUAUAUAUUGGUAGCUAGAUUUUGUUCAUUUUCAUGGUUUCCUCCUUUAUGUUCAAAUUGUCCACACGUUGUGGAUUUCAGUGGCUUCUCUGUAUAGUCUGACAUGGUGGUUGUUAGAAUGGUCCAGCAUUUCUGUAUUCUCAAAUACUGUAAUAUGCUGUGUCCAGAUUGGUUCAUCAAAUGCUCUGCUAUGGUGGACUUCUCUGGUUGAGUUAGUUUGCAGUACCUUUUGUGUUCCUUGAUUUGUGUUUGGUCAAUGCUGCAUUUGGUGGUCCCUAUGUAGACUUGCCCACAGAUUCAUGAUAUAUGGUAGACUCCUGCAGAGAUGAGAGGAUCCCUCUUGUCCUUUGCUGAACAUAGCAUUUGUUGGAUUUUCUUAGUGGGUCUGUAGAUAGUUUGUAGGUUAUGUUACUUCAUCAGCUUCCCUGUGCGGUCAGUGGUUCCCUUGAUGUUUAUUUUGAUUACACUAUGUAACACAUUUUUUGUUACUGGUUUAUAAAUGUCAUCUCCUAAUUGGUUCUCUCAUAAAACAUGGGAAAAGUUUACUAAAACUGCAAAAACAGUGCUCUCUGUGGCACGAAUUGGACCUCAAUUGUGUGAGUUUGGAUUGUGUUAAUUUGUGUUGAUGAAGAGGGAGCCUUGUCUUUGGUAGGCAGCUGUUCUGAAAGGCUUCUGGAAUCAUAUGAUUCUUGCCAGCUGGUUGGGUUGGCAAUGGCUGAAAAGCCCUUAGUGUAAAGAAGUAUGUAUGCCUGGCCUUCAGUUGCCCAAAGAAUGAAGAAGGGAUGAUGGGGAAAAGAGUGACUAUAUAAUAGGAAUAAUACUUAUUGUAUGCUCGGUUUAAUUUUCUUCCUUCCAGGGGUGAUGAUAAAAUUGAAAGCAAUACAUUUUUAUCCUGUUGUUGAGUGUCAGCAUCUUCUUCAUGGCCAAGAGCUCUCUACCCAACAAGAAAUGCGUAAAAGAGGAAACGCGCUUGGUGCUGGAAGCAUUCCUGCAAAGGGCUGCACUCAACGGACGGCCGCCAGGUCAUGUGGGCCGGAGCUACCAUGACCCCCAAAGUUAUAUGUAUAGAUCUCCAAUUGAACAUGCCCCGAACUGUCCAACUUGGACCACUGUCCAUGAGGAAAUUAACCGUGUGGAGGAGAAAAAGCAUGGCUGCAGCACCAGUUUCAAGCGUUUCUUGCGGCGUCGACCCAGUCCGCAGAAAACCCCAGACAGCCCAACUGCCUCCAAGGACUCCUUAAAGCGGCCCAAGGCAGGGGGAGAAACCGGGGAAAAGGCCCGCCAGAAACGCUUCUCCUUCAAGAAUCUCCUGAAGAAGAAAGGAUCCACUUCAGGGGAGACAGCAAACCCCUCUGCUCCCCCUCAGCGCCCAAACACAUUGCCUCUUGUUCACUGCUAUUGUGGAAGUCAACCAGAGGAGCGACAGGGAGCCCAGGCAGCUGAUCAUGAUGCUGAAGGUGCUGAGCUUUAUACACUGGUGGCCCAGAAACUGGACUACUUGGUGAAACAGCAACAGUUGAUCAGCCCCGCGAAACCAAAAACCUGGCCUCUUUCCAAACAGCAGCUCAACUCUCUUCCCACAGACACACGAUCCAGCACACCAGUCAGUUCAGAGGAAGUGCCAGUGGAACUGGAUGAGAAGCAGAAAGAGCAGAUCUUCCAGAAGCUGAUUACUCUCCUUGAAGAGCAGGCUGGAAACAUCAAUGCGAAGAUUGAGGCUGACUCGUUUCUACGCAACUCCCUCACCCGCCUCUCAUAUGGUAGUUUUUCUCGCCUGGUGGAGGCCUUCACCUCACGCGCCACGUCUGGCGCUCCCAGUCCACAGCUGGCCAAACUGGCUCUCACCAUGGAGCUGACACGGAAAGUGGCCGGCAUCAACAGCCAUGCAGUACACACUCUCAUGGGCUACAGCCUGCAGUAUAUGGAUAUGUUUAUACCUUGGCUGCAGCAGCAAGGUGGAUGGGAAAAAAUUGUAGGCCAAGAAGAGAUAUUUGACCUGCAGCUCGACUAGUCCUCAAUCAGUGUCAAAGAUGUAACUGGGAGACAGAAGAGCCUUUGGGAGUUUUGUUUUAAAAAAUGACUGCUGGUGGAACCGUUAGCUUUUUAAAAAAAUUCCUCAUGGAAAUUUCCAUAUCCUCUUCCAAAGUGAAAGCCAAUCAAAGGAAACAGUUGUCCUAUGAACACUAAGUGGAGUUUGGUUUUUACUGUACUUCUAGGAUUAAGACAUCAGCAUUGAUUAGUUAUGAAUGAUAUCAACAAUUGCACUACUUGACGGGCUGUGUAUAUACGACAAGACAGUUCUUGUAAAAUUUGGAUUUUUCUUUUUAAAUACGACACUUUAAAAGAAGGAGAAGGGAAAAGCCUAACAAAUUGCAUGAAAUUUUACUUUGCUGAUGGAAAAAAAGGACUUGUUAGAUGUGCCAGUUUAUUCUCUGUGACAGAUUUCCCCAACCUGGUGUCCUUCAGAUAUCUGAAUUACAGUCACCCUUCACGUUUGUGGAUCUGACAUUUGCAGAUUUUAUUAAAAAGUUUGUUCUAGGAUUCUCUACAUCUUCCAGUAUAACUUUGUUGGAUGUUGACUAGAGUCAUGCUGGAGGACAUAGAGUAAGGGUGUCAAACUCAUUUUCAUUGAGGGCCACAUCAGCCUUAUGGUUCCUUCAAAGGGCCGUUGAAUCCAUGGGUGGAUACAGAGGGAGAUAUAUAUAUAUAUAUAUAUAUAUAUAUAUAUAUAUAUAUAUAUAUAUAUAAAAACAUAGUGGUUGGUGUUCUUUAGUUUUUAACCGACUCUAGGUCGCUAGAUGUUAUUUAACAACUCCCAACACUUUCGAUUAUAACAACUCCCAUCACUUUUGUGGACUGGGGAUAAUGGAGAUUGCAACCCAACAGCACUUGUGGUCCAGAGGUUGAAGAAAAGUUAAAGGGCAUCAUAUUCAAAGGCUUUGUAUUUAAAUUCAAACUCCACUCUCCUGACUCAACAAAACAAAUUGCAGCCUUUCAGAUGAGCUGUAUCACAACUCUCAUUAGCUCUAGGAAUGAUGUCUCAUGAUGAGGAAUACAAGAGAUGUAGUCCAGAAUCUGAAAGGCCACAUAAAAUGACAUGGUGGGACAGAUUCAGCCCGCAGGCCUUGCCUUUAAAAUGUGACCUAGAGAGUAAUAUAGAGAACACCUCUCUAGAAAGCUCUAGGUCUUCCAUACAAUUCUAUGGUCAAUUUCCAGUUCCAGUUCACAUAGUGUCAUGCUGGAGGACAUAGAAAUUCUUAGAGAGGUAUUAUCUGAAGCAAAAAAAAGCCAUUUUCCACUUUUGUCUAAUUCCAGCAAAUGUGAAAGGAUGACUGUCCUUGACCAUAGGCCAAGUUUGUCAAGCUAAUGCAAGUUGCAUUUCAAAGGACCUGAUAGACAACAGAUUAGAGAAAGCUGGACUUUUUAAAAAAUUAUUUCUUUAGGAAAUGAAACAAUACCUGAGAUUUCUAGGAUUAACAGGAAGGACAUAGCCCUCUCAUCCUUUAAAAUGUCAUUGCUUUUUGGGACAGUGCAAUAUCUUGCUGUGUAACUAAUUUCAAAGUUCCACCUCAUUCUCAAGGAAAUAUGCAAAGGUUUGUAAUGUAAGGAGCCCUUAAAUUACAACCUUGUUCUGUGAUAAAUAUCUCUGGAAAUUGAGGCUUUCCUUAGAAGCUGUUUUAUGACGUUAGGAUAAGGAGUUGCUCAAAGCAGGGCCUUUGUGCUCACUUUAUUUUACAGGUGCCAACUGUUGCUUUCCCAAGUUUUUUUUUACAAGAGUUAAUUCUGGUUUCUUUGUGUGACUUGUUUUUUGUUUUGCUGUUUUUAAAAAAUAUAUUUAUUGUGUUGUUUUACUGCUUGUUAAUUUUAUUGAUUUUAUAGAAGCUUUUGAAGAGUGGGAUCAAUGCUGUAAGAUCCCUAUAAACAUGGAACCUAUAUCCAUGGCUUCACUUAUCCACACCAGAGGAAAAAUGAUCUCUGGGAAUUUGCUAGGUUUUCCAGGUGAUUCUGUAGUAUGUUUUCUCUGGAAGUUACCAUAGGGUUGCACUGGAGGACCUAGCAAAUUCCUAGAGAUAAUACUUAUAUAGGAAUCUUUAGAUCCUAGUGCAUCACUAUGAUAUGCUGGGACUGGAAGUCAUGUGAUUUAAUAGUGUUCAGUUAUAUCCCAGUGGAUAUGAGGGUCCUACUAUACAUGGGAAAUUUAUCCUGUACAAAAUGUACUUGCAAGCUAGUUCCAUUAAAGAAUGUGAAACACAAUGUGAAAAUUUACAGAAUUUUAACUGCAAAUCUCUGAAAAUAAUUUAAUCCACAAACUCAGGGAUUCGAGUGUGUUUCUGUGAAGUGUAAGCUUCUUUGAAGCACUGUUUAUUUUAAAAUAAAACCUUUUAAUCAAAAUAUA